UUAUAAUAUCUUUAAUCGCGGUACUGUGGUAGUAAGUACUAACUAUAUAGUGGCGUACUGCUAGACUAAUAUUAUUAUUAUUACUAUUAUUGUAAUAAUAUUGUCAUUUGUCACGGCUUUGAUAAAUAAUUAGUAAUUGCACACAAGUUCGACGAUCGGUGUCCACGCGCUACGCAUGUCGCAUGUUGAAGUUCAGUAUAACAUCGUGAGAGCCGUGCGGUCGAACGUAGGACGAAAAUGUGAACAUUUCUAUUUGAAAAAAAAACGAUUAUAAUAUCGAUAAAAUUUUUUAAAUUUCUUGUUCGCUAACCCGCGCACUAGUGGUCUCGUGGAUACCAUGAAAUAACAGGCGCCCCGGUGUUUGCGGUGCACAUAAUACGUAUUAUUGAUAUAUUAUAUUAUAAAUAAUAUUGUAAAAUGUCUGGCCGCAAUAAUAAGAGACCGUCGGGGCUGAGGGUUCUGAUCCGCGACGAGCCGACUGUUGUUAACCUGCCUCGAAACCUGGAUAAACGCACCACGAUUACGAUCGGAGACCAGGAAACUACAGUCGAGGCAAGCGACCUGCAGAAAAUUUGUGAUCUCGGACGCGGUGCCUAUGGCAUUGUGGAAAAAAUGAGGCACAUACCUUCCGGCACGAUCAUGGCUGUCAAGAGGAUAGCUGCUACAGUAAACACCCAAGAGCAGAAACGACUUUUAAUGGAUCUGGAUAUAUCUAUGCGGUCGUCCGCUUGUCCACAUACAGUGCAGUUUUAUGGGGCACUAUUCAUGGAGGGUGAUGUAUGGAUAUGCAUGGAAGUAAUGGAUACUUCACUAGAUAAGUUCUAUGCCAAAGUGUACAAGUUUGGACGAAAGAUUCCUGAACAAAUUCUUGGACCUAUCACUGUAGCGGUUGUUAGUGCCCUUCAUUAUCUGCAUUCUCAAUUGAAAGUUAUACAUCGUGAUGUAAAGCCAUCUAAUAUUUUAAUUAAUCGUAAUGGCAAUGUAAAAAUGUGUGAUUUUGGUAUAUCCGGGUAUCUUGUUGAUUCUGUGGCCAAGACUAUUGAUGCAGGAUGUAAACCUUAUAUGGCGCCUGAACGAAUAGAUCCCACUGGAAAUCCAUCAAAUUACGAUAUACGUAGUGAUAUAUGGAGUUUAGGAAUAUCUCUUGUAGAACUUGCUACUGGUAAGUUUCCAUAUGAUACGUGGGGUACUCCAUUUGAGCAGCUCAAACAAGUGGUCAAAGACGAACCACCGAGGCUGUCUACCGGUAUGUUCACAUCAUACUUUGAGGAUUUUAUUUGUCAAUGUUUAAAAAAAGAUUUUCGUAGCAGACCAAAUUACUCUCAACUACUUGCCCAUCCAUUUUGUCUUGCUCACCAACAACCGCAGACAGCAUUAGUUGCAUCUUUUGUGUCUGAAAUUUUAGACUUGCCUGAUUUGCCUGUGUCAGGCUAAAUUAUUAUGGCAAUUAAUCCACUAACAAUAAUAUAUUUAUAACAAUAUUUGUAAUAUUGUGUAUAAACUAUAAUUCAAUUGAAGUUUAUUUCACAUAAUAUUUAAAUUAUUAUUAACAACUUUUAUAUUGGUAAAUUUGUUAUUUACCAAUAAGUCAUAAGUAAUAAUAUAAUGUCGAAGAUAGUUUAUUAAAGUAUUUUUAAUAUUAUUUGUAUGAUAUUAGUUGUAACGAGUGAUUUGUGUUUUAGAAGAUCUUGGUUUAUAGAUUUUUGUGUUUUCUUUUGUUUUCUUUUUAUAUAAUUGCAUCAAUUCUUAAAAUGUAAGGGUUACCCGACUAAUACUUUAGUACUUAGCACAUUGCUAUCUAACCGUUAGUUUUGUUUUAUGUACCAUAGUGUUUUCAUGUGAUAAUGUUAAAAAAGCGAAUCAAAAAUCUGUACCUGUUUAUAUUCUACCAUAUUAGUGCAAUAUAUCUCCUCUCGCAUAAAUUA
This is a messenger RNA of Acyrthosiphon pisum (pea aphid), 1925 nucleotides long. RefSeq names its product dual specificity mitogen-activated protein kinase kinase lic (gene lic). NCBI's taxonomy places the organism in Eukaryota, Metazoa, Arthropoda, Insecta, Hemiptera, Aphididae. Gene Ontology annotation, biological process: protein phosphorylation; stress-activated MAPK cascade. The record is from RefSeq and is a predicted model, not a curated record. Bases 418 to 1434 code for a protein of 338 amino acids. Gene Ontology annotation, molecular function: MAP kinase kinase activity; ATP binding. The transcript has 7 exons.